UAGGUAACUUUUCAGUUUGUUUUGAAUUUAUUUUAGUUUUGGUUUUUGAUUUGGUAAUGGUAACAUGAUGACGAAUCUUUUUAUCAUUAUUUUCCUACUGUAAUAAAUGAUUAUGUUUUGUCAUUGAAUUGUAAGGUACAGGUCUCAGGUCUUACAGUAGUAGAUCUUUUUGACGUUUGACGCAUCCGAGAUAAGAGAAGAUCCCGUGUCCAUGACCGUAGACGAGAAUGUCUUCGGAAACUCGCAACAAUGUCACCGAAAAUGGAGACCACUCUGAAACGAACGGUCAUUCUAAUGAACCUAACUCUCAAAACUUGACCGUUGAUCAGAAGUACGAAACAAUGGUGGGCAAAAUUCAGCGAAGAAAACAAUUAAUGUGUAGUUGGCCUCAACAAAAGAAGCUUCUGAAAUUGGCUGUGUACUUGAAGUGUCAAGAGGAAUCGUGCAAAUGUGUGGGCUGGAAAGCUAGUUCCUAUGUCAAUAAAUCGAGUCGGGUUGAUGUCCCAUUAUCUAUAUCAAAUGGCAAUAAUUUUUCGGAUCCUUGUCACACCUGCUCUCACACUAUUUCUCAACAUGUAUCGCAUCUGUCGAAUAUUCCGGAAGAGGAUAUUAAUCGUUUGUUAUGCAUUGUCGCCGAUAUGGAGAACAUAUAUUUGAGCAUGCAUCGAGAAGAGGAACAUUGCAUUAAAACUGUGCAUUAUUACUUGUUCAAAGAACUGAAAAAGUGUGUUUUAUCGUUACAAAAACCUGUUUUCGAAUCUCCUUUCGGUCAGCCUCCAUUUGAAAAACCGAGCAUUGCGAAAGCGGUGAAUAAUUUCUUGAUAUUAAAAUCCGCUCAUGUUACUGCAGAAAAUUAUCAGGUCAUGGAUAAAGUUGCUAAAUGUUUUUUGCAUUUUUUAAACCACUGUACGUUGGAUAAACCGAGUGUAAGAUGUCAAGUUAUAAAUCAAGACGAAGCUGUAUUGUAUAAAGUCAAUUACACCAGAUGGUUGAUUUUUUGUCACAUGCCGAUGUUUUGUAGUUCUUUGCCUCAUUACGAGACUACUGUCGUGUUCGGUAGGACCUUGUUGAGAUCUAUUUUCCGAUCAGAAUCGAAGAAAUUACUAGAUCGAUGCCAGGCCGAUAAGGACAAAUUUACUGAUGAUCAAAAAACGCUGUUUCUUCAUUUGCCCAAAUUUUUGACCGCGUUAGAAGAUGACGUGUUUGCUGAUAAUUCGCCCAUAUGGGAUACAGAAUUUAAAAGAAAUCCGCCGGGUCAUUUAUUUUCCAAUUUCGAUAGAAGUUUAAAACGAUUCAGUGAUAAUGACAGAACAGACGGGUUCGGCAACGAUAAGGAUUUUUCCAACACGGUGUACAUUUGUAGUACUCCUAAGCGGAGAGCCGUUGCCGAUCUAAGCGAUAGUGCCUCAAAAAAAUACUGCGAUAAUAAAUUCGAUAAGAGAAAGAAAGGCGAAUGCAACGAAACCACAACCGACGAUCUAUCUGUCGAUAAAGUUGAGGAAAUAUUACGUAAUUUGAAAGAUCCUUUGAAGCAACCGAAGGCUGUUUUUCUUGAAACCGCUGCUCGUGACGAGGUUGCUCGAAACGAGGAAGCCAACAACGUAAUAAAAUUCUACAUAUUGGGUAAUUCGUUAACGCAGAAGGUUAGCAAAGAGACAAUGAUGUGGUUGAUCGGCUUGCAAAAUGUCUUCGCUCAUCAAUUACCUAGAAUGCCGAGAGAAUACAUAACUCGUCUCUUAUUUGAUCCCAAACAUAAAACGUUGGCCUUGAUCAAAGAUAGGAUACCGAUCGGAGGCAUAUGUUUUCGACCAUUUCCGAGUCAAGGAUUUACAGAGAUAGUGUUCUGCGCUGUAAGCUCUAACGAACAGGUCAAAGGAUACGGUACUCAUUUGAUGAAUCAUUUGAAAGAGUAUCACAUAAAACAAAACAUAUUCCAUUUUCUAACUUUCGCCGACGAGUUCGCUAUUGGGUACUUCAAAAAACAAGGUUUCAGCAAAGAUAUGAAGUUACCGCGUAAUGUACAUCAAGGGUUUAUCAAAGAUUACGAUGGUGCUACGUUGAUGCAUUGCCAACUGAAUCCCAAAAUCGUUUAUACCGAAUUUACAACCGUGGUUCGCAAAGCUAAAGAAAUUAUCAAGUAUACCGUCGAAGAACAGCAACAAGAAGCCGAAAAAAUACAUCCCGGAUUGAAUUGCUUCCGAGAAGGAGUCCGAUGUAUUCCGGUAGAAUCUAUCCCGGGAAUUCGCGAAACUGGCUGGAAACCUGCGGCUCGAGCUACCAGAGUUAGUAAGCUAACGGAGGAAUGCAGCGAUCCUGAUACUUUAUUGAAACAGCUAAAGAUAGUGCUGGGAAGCAUAAAAAAUCAUUCGAGCUCGUGGCCUUUUCAAAAACCCGUCGAUAAAAAUGAAGUGCCUGAUUAUUACGAUCACAUCAAAUAUCCGAUGGACUUGAAAACUAUGACAGAAAGACUGAAAAAUGGGUAUUACGCGACUCGCCGCUUAUUUAUCGCCGAUAUGACGAGGAUAUUUACAAACUGCCGUAUUUAUAACUCUCCCGACACUGAAUAUUUCGCCUGUGCUAACCAGUUGGAGAAAUACUUUCAAACUAAAAUGAAAGAAUUAGGUUUAUGGCACAAAUAAAUACCUGGCUGUAGCUAUACUUAGUACUUACCUAAUGAUUGUAAACGUCUUGUACUUUUGUCAAACCGACUGUGUAAAAUAUAAUCAUUUUUAUUUUAAAAA
Molecule: messenger RNA, 2741 nt
Organism: Planococcus citri (citrus mealybug)
Lineage: Eukaryota; Metazoa; Arthropoda; Insecta; Hemiptera; Pseudococcidae
Gene: Gcn5
Product: Gcn5 acetyltransferase
Exons: 16
Coding region: 228-2639 (803 amino acids)
Biological process (GO): chromatin remodeling; positive regulation of transcription by RNA polymerase II
Cellular component (GO): ATAC complex; nucleus
Molecular function (GO): histone H3 acetyltransferase activity; protein binding
Source: RefSeq, a predicted model, not a curated record